Pungitius pungitius (ninespine stickleback) is the source of this 2421-nucleotide messenger RNA. RefSeq names its product deoxyribonuclease-2-alpha-like. The coding region runs from base 209 to 1297 and encodes 362 amino acids. The record is from RefSeq and is a predicted model, not a curated record. Gene Ontology annotation, molecular function: deoxyribonuclease II activity. NCBI's taxonomy places the organism in Eukaryota, Metazoa, Chordata, Actinopteri, Perciformes, Gasterosteidae. Gene Ontology annotation, biological process: apoptotic DNA fragmentation. The transcript is spliced from 7 exons.
UUUUUAGCAAUGUACUUACUUUUUUCGUUAGUCUACAGCUUAUGAGCACAUCCGGAUUCUGGUGUGUCACAACAUAGGUUUAGCGACGUAGGUGGUGUUUGAAGAAGGAACAAGAAAGAGACAUUGGUUUCAGCUGUGUCUUACAGUGAGACUUUACAAUCGCAGCUUCGCAAAACAGAUGCCCAGUUGACUUUGAAGAGAAUUGACGAUGGCUAGAUACCGAACAAUGUUGGAAUUACUCCUCAGUGUCGGGAUCCUUUUUAAAGGAUGUGAUUCUGAUGUGAAAUGCAGGAACGACAACGGAAAAGAGGUGGACUGGUAUAUUUUAUAUAAAUAUCCCAAAGAUGGGAAUGACGGUUUGCGCUAUCUGUACAUGGAUGAGAGCACCAACGGGUGGCAAGUUAGCAACGUAGCAAUCAACAGUGCAUCUGGUACUCUGGCAAACACCCUGAAACCUCUGCUUGACUUCUACGACAGAAAGUCGGAAGGUUUUGGAUACAUGCUCUAUAGUGACCAACCUCCAUCACCUAAACAUGCCUCUUCAUCAUAUGGCCAUAGUAAAGGAGUCGUGAUGUUGGACAAACAAACAGGAGUUUGGCUCUCACACAGUACACCGAGGUUUCCAAAAUAUCGCACCAAAGACUUCUGGCCCACCAGUGGAGCCGCAAAUGCUCAAACCUUUAUGUGUGUGACUUACUCCUACGAGACAUUCAUGGACAUAGGAUUGCAGAUCCAGUACAUCCAUCCUUAUUCAUAUGACUACGAUAUUCCAACAACCUUCCACAAUGAGCUGCGAUGUGUUGCACAGCGAGAUAAAUGCUACCCAACGAAGGAACCGUGGUUUCGUGUGAAGACUCUGACUUCAGUGCACGGACGCAAAUUCACCAGCAUUGCAAAAUACACACGUUUUGGGGAUGAUCUUUAUUCUGGACUCGUUGUGAACACUUUGAAGAAUGAUCUGUAUGUCAAGAGUUGGGGAAAGAUGCAAACGAACGCCAGUCUGCCUUCUAACUGCGGCCCCAUUAUCCCACAUGAUGUGUACAAUGUGGAGAGCAUAAAGAUCCCAAAGACGAAGAUAACCUUUAAGGAUACUUCAGAUCAUUCCAAGUGGUGCGUGACUUGCGUUGGUGACUGGACCUGCAUAGCCGAUUUGAACAGGCAAAAGAGUCAGAUGAAAAGAGGUGGAGGAGCACUAUGCAUUGAAAAUUAUACGGUUGCAGAGGCUUUCAGAGACAUGAUAGAUUCGUAUGAAGAAUGUAAACAACCACGUGUUGGUGCUCAAACUAGAGAGCUUUAGAGUAACGACCCUUUAUGUCAAUGUAAGGAAAAGUGUGUCUGCGCUACCAGACAAGACCCAAAACUGCAGCCUGGCAUCAUUUGCCAUGAACUGCACCAUUACGUACCCAGACUUAGAGACGCUGUGAGCUUGAUAUUAUGGAAGUUAAAUACUCCAUGUUAAGUGUAAGUGAAUUUUUAAUAUUAUUUUUUAUUAAAAACGUUUUAACUUGCGGGCCUCUAAAACCCCUAUUAAGUAAGGUAUCUCUUAAUGGUGGGGUACUUAGGAAUACUAACUGGCUCCACAUUUAGAAAUAUAAAGCACAACAUUAAAAUAACCUUAAGAUUUAACAUUUUUUGAUUUUCCAAAAUAAUUUGACUUACCGCAACCCGAAAGAUUUUUAUCUCUAAUGCUGAAGGUCUGUUUUUUUUUUAAGUGUGCACUGUGUUCUUUCUUGAAAAGUGAGACAAUGAACAACACUCAAAAAAUCGCCUUUUGAGAGUUCUGUUGAAGAACACUUGCCCCUCCUUCAUCAAAGGUUUCUUGCUUAUAACAUUGUAUUCAUGAUGGUGGUUUUAGGAUACAAAUAGGAGGCAUUUUAAUGUUGUAUUGUAUACUGGUUUGACCAGCAGGGAGACAAAGGGCACUAAUGGGAUCUGCAGUUGUUAAUCUACUUUUUAUUUUGGAUGCUUCAUUUUAAAUGGAUUCUGAUGAUUUUACUUGUUAAGAAAUACACUCGUGGUGAUGCUCUUUAGUGUUUUCUCAGGAGUUGGUACAAACCAAAUACAGAGCCAACAGUAGUGUGAAUAUUGGACUUCAUCUGGCAGAUGCAAACCUACAAAUUAAUUAAGCUAGUUGUGUAAAUAAGCAAAUGUUUGCCAUAGGGCCACUAGGGCCAUAUUAAUUCAUAAUAUAAAUAAUCUGUCAAUGUUGUGUUUGCAAAUUAUUUGUUGUGUAAGUGUUGAGGGUCAAGCUGUGCAGAGAAACCUCCCCACUUAAACAGAUGACUGCAUACUUUUCAUAAAUGCAUCUAUCUGCACAGUGGAGAUUCAAACAAAGGACAGCCAGCAUUGUUGGGUGGAAGGGGGCUUUGAGAAUCAUACUUGAAUGUACUGAUCAUGGAUCACAGGAUUAUUUCAAGUAAA